This is a messenger RNA of Salvia hispanica, 2217 nucleotides long. Lineage: Eukaryota; Viridiplantae; Streptophyta; Magnoliopsida; Lamiales; Lamiaceae. The record is from RefSeq and is a predicted model, not a curated record.
AUGGCAGCUUAUGCUGCUCUGGUUUCUAUUAUGCAGAUCAUUCAUGAGAUCGAGCAUCAUCCUUUCCCGCCUAUUUCUAUGGACAAAAAACAAGUUGAAUCUCUCACUGAAAUCAUUACGUUCUUGCAGGAAUUUCUUGAAGGUUAUAAGUCUCCGGUUGUUGGCAGCGAUGAAGCAGAUAAGUUGGAGAUGCGCAUCGCAGACACAGUUUAUGCUGCUAAAGAUGUGAUCGAGUCUCACACCGUGGAUCAAAUUCUAAAAGUUGUUUCUGCGGAUUUCUGUGCGAGUUUGCUGAAGGUGAUAAAUGACGGGAAUUUGAUGUUCAAGAAAGAUGUGACGCAGCUCGAUGCAGUCAAAGAUCGGCUACAGACACAAGUCUUAGAAUCUGUUGACUCCUCAACAUCCGCAGAGUUGUAUGAGAGUCUGGUGAAGGUGAUAGAGAACAUGGAUUUGAUCAAGAAAGAAGUGAUGGAGAUCGUUGCAGUAGAUCCGCUGCAGAGACAGGUCUCGGCCUCAACAUCAGUUGCUGCUUCCUCAACAUCGAACAAUUCUUUGGCUUCUUCUCCAUCUAGGCCGGAGAGCACAAUCAUGUUGGGCUUUGAUGAUGUCAUGCUUCAACUCAUGGAGAAGCUCAUUUAUGGACGACUCGGUCGCCAAGUCAUCCCAAUCGUAGGAAUGGGAGGUAUUGGAAAGACUACUCUGGCCACAAAUGUUUAUAAGAAAAUUGUUGAUAGUUAUCAUUUUGAUAUUUGUGCUUGGGUUACAAUUUCACAAGAAUAUAACACAAAAGAACUUCUUUGUGAAAUUCUAUCUCAAGCCAAUAAAGAAGGGAAGGAAAGGUUGAGUCAAAUGAGAGAGGAUGAAGUAGGAGUAUCACUUCAUAAAUGUUUAACAUGUAGAAGGUAUCUAGUUGUGUUGGAUGAUAUGUGGAGUAUUGAGGCAUGGGAGAAGCUACAACGCUAUUUUCCCGAUAAUAGUAAUGGUAGUCGGAUAAUGGUGACAACUAGGCUAUCAAAUUUGUGGUCUCCAUCGGAUAACAGUUACGGCAUUGAAAUGAAAUUUAUGGAUGAGGAAAGUAGUUGGAAUAUAUUCUGCAAAAUUGUGUUUGGGGGUAGAAUUAGUUGUCCUUUGGAAUUGGAGAAAAUUGGAAAGGAGAUUGUAAAGAGUUGCAGAGGACUUCCGUUAUCAAUUGUUGUUAUAGGAGGUAUUUUGGAAAAACUUGAACGAACAAAUGAAUGUUGGAAAUCUGUUAGGAGAAGCUUAAAUUCACUGGUGAAUUCGGAGAAUGACAAGCAUUGCUUAAAAAUACUGAAAUUGAGCUAUAACCAUUUGCCAGUGUAUCUUAAGCCUUGCUUUCUAUAUAUGGGAAUGUUUAAGGAGGAUAGUAAAAUUCAUGUGUCGAAAGUCAUCAAGCUAUGGGUUUCUGAAGGAUUUUUAAAACCGGUAAGUGGCAAGAGUUUGGAAACACUAGCAAAAGAGUACUUAAGUGAACUAGUUGAUAGAAAUCUACUUCUUGUUCAUGAGUUUGGGAAAACUGGAAACAUGAAGUACUUGAAAAUGCAUGAUUUGUUGAGAGAUCUUUGCUUGAGAGAAGCUGAAAAGGAGAGGUUUUAUCAUGUGGUAGGGCAACAUAGUCUUCCUCAAGGCACGUAUGUCAAAAAACGUGUAUUUGUUCCGAGAUGCACUUCAAUGGAGAAAGUCCUUCAUGCCAUGAAAUGGACAUUGAGAGCAUACGAUGAAGAAUUACAAAAUUUGGGGCAAAAUGGAUGUAGCUACUGGGAAUGGGAGACCCAUGAGUUGUUGGAAAAUCUUUGCUUGAGAGAAGCUGAAAAGGAGACAUUUUAUGAUGCAGUAGGGCAACAUUGUCGUCAAGGCACGUAUAGCCAACGCCAUGUAUUUACUACGGGAAGCACUUCAAAGGAGAAAUACUUUGAUGCCAUGGAAUGGACGUUGAGAGCGAGUGGUGAUAAUUUCUAUCGAAGAGAUAAGGAUUUCCAUAGAAUUAUGUUUGAGUUGGAUAAUUUGAGGCUUCUUGUUGUUUAUUCUCAAGGCCUGGUGCACAACCAACUUCCUUCUUCAGUCAAUCUCUUUUGGAGCCUACAGACAUUAAUUGUCCAUUGCCAUUAUGACGGGAAUGUUCGUGCACCUGUUGAAAUUUGGAACAUGCCUCAACUUAGGCAUGUCCAUUUCAUGGAGACGAGCAUGGGGAGGAGAUAA